Anolis carolinensis (green anole) is the source of this 7915-nucleotide messenger RNA. RefSeq names its product RAB3C, member RAS oncogene family (gene rab3c). NCBI's taxonomy places the organism in Eukaryota, Metazoa, Chordata, Lepidosauria, Squamata, Anolidae. The coding region runs from base 16 to 885 and encodes 289 amino acids. Gene Ontology annotation, cellular component: plasma membrane; synaptic vesicle; endosome. Gene Ontology annotation, biological process: regulation of exocytosis; protein localization to plasma membrane; protein secretion. Gene Ontology annotation, molecular function: GTPase activity; GTP binding; myosin V binding. The record is from RefSeq and is a predicted model, not a curated record. The transcript has 5 exons.
UGUGUGGUGUCCUAAAUGCAUAUUGCUCACAACCAUGACAACAGCAAAUGUUGGUACAAUCCAAGAUGCUUGAGAUGUGUUAGCAGUGAUCUUUCAGGAUAUGUCAGUAAUUGGCAGAUAGCACUUCAGGAGAGAUGUGUCUCUUGCCAAGUACUGCAUGUUUCUCCGGCAAUACCAGCACAAACCAAUCUGUUUAACACUGAAGCUAACUCUUCUCCGUGUCUGAUGGCAUCUGCCCAAGACACAAGAUAUGGCCAGAAGGACACAUCAGACCAGAACUUUGACUACAUGUUCAAACUGCUCAUCAUUGGUAACAGCAGUGUUGGGAAAACAUCGUUUUUGUUCCGUUAUGCUGACGAUUCAUUUACAUCAGCUUUUGUAAGCACUGUUGGAAUCGAUUUCAAAGUAAAAACUGUUUUCAAAAAUGAGAAAAGAAUUAAGCUACAGAUCUGGGACACAGCUGGUCAAGAAAGAUAUAGGACAAUUACUACAGCCUACUACCGGGGUGCAAUGGGCUUCAUUUUAAUGUACGACAUCACCAACGAAGAAUCUUUCAAUGCUGUGCAAGACUGGUCAACCCAAAUAAAAACAUACUCUUGGGAUAAUGCCCAGGUUAUUUUGGUUGGCAACAAAUGUGACAUGGAAGAAGAACGGGUAAUCUCUACUGACAGAGGGAAGCAUUUAGCAGAGCAACUUGGUUUUGAAUUCUUUGAAACAAGUGCCAAGGACAACAUCAACGUGAAGCAGACAUUCGAGCGACUGGUGGAUAUCAUCUGUGACAAAAUGUCAGAAAGUCUGGAGACAGAUCCUGCCAUUGCGGCUGGUAAACAGAACACAAGACUAAAAGACACCCCUCCUCCACAGCAGCCCAACUGUGGCUGUUAAUAGAAUCAUUGUCAACAGAGGCAGCUCCGGUGUGUUCUUUUGCCAAUAGAGUAUUUACAUAGGGUCUAUAUGCCUUUAUUUAUAAUGUCUUACUGGUUCAUUGGGGGGAAAUAUGUCUUCUUUAACGUCCACUGCUGGUACAGUACGUGCAUAGAGUUAUUUUGUGGGAUGGAUCACUAAGGCAGAAGGAAAGGACUCUCCAGUUUUUCUUAGCAUUUGUCCUCUGCACGUAGAUGACUAUUUGGUCUCUUCCCUUACAUUUCUUUUUUCAUCCACAUAUAUCCAUUAUCACUUCAGCUGGUGCUGCAAUCUCAGGCCCAAAUUUUGUCUGGAUUUUAGUCUUCUUUCAUCUUUGUUCACUUAAUGCCAUUUUAUCUUCCUGGGAUGAUCCAGUGGUCUAGAAGUAAAAUUUCUAUUAUUGAUACUCCAAAUCGGGGCUAAUAUUGCAGGAAGCUAGAAAUGCAAGUUCAGGUGUCCCUUCCAGGUAACUUGUCAGCAUUUGCACUCCUUGGAGAAUGUCCAUAGCACAAGGUGACUGUGGACUAUUAGUUGUCCCUCUAAACAACAACAACAUGGAGGAAAUUUUAGAUUCUGCAGAUACAGCUACCUCCCUGUCAAACAACCUUCAAUGUGAGGAAUGUCUUAUUUUGGAAGCAAGGCACAAAGUUGUCUAGCUUUCAACCAUGGUGCUCUUGCAAAGUCUGACUGUUUAACUCAUUUUGUCCCAGGACUUUGGAUCAUCUUCACUGGGAUUUUCUUUAUUUUGAAGGAUUUUCAUAUAUUGUCUAGAAUGUACUCAUUUCAGUCUAAUACAGAAAAACCAUGUCAGAUCUUCGAUUUUUGGUAUCCUGUGAUGCCCCAAAUAUAUAAUUCGUAGGCAGCCAGAUGGCAGAUUUCUUCUUCUUCCCAGGAUACUAUCGUGUACCGCAUGGAAUAUAGCUACUUACACCAUAAAAAGCAAAGCCAAAUGAAUACUACUGCUAUCAUUCAUAUGCUUAUUUUCUUAUGAACACAAAUAUAAAUUCCAGAAUAUUGUUACUGUAGUCAUUAGAUACUUGGUGGAAUGAAAUGUAUCCUCAUCUGAUCAUGAUAAAUAUACCAGAUCUCAGUGAAAUGACAUUACAGAAUAAAUGGAAAAGAUACCAUAAAACAAUAAGAACUAUACAAAGGAGAAAUUUAUACAAACAUGAUCUCUGAUUACACCCAUGAGAGCUCUGAUCUUAAAAAUAUCAUUUCUGAUUCUUUCCCCAUUGAAACUACCAAUAGUAAAUAUAAUGAAAGUACUUAUUUGUAAAGUUAUUUUCUGCCAAAAGUCACUUGCACCAUGAUUCGAAGCAUAUUUCUUGUACCAGAUACACCCAAGCUCUUUUGGUGCCUGAGACAGAGCAGUGACUCACACCAUCAUUUUCACAAGUCAAGGCACAUAUAACAUCUAAUAAGUUGGACCAUGAGACUGAAAAUCCUGGCUCUCUCCCUUGACAGUAAGAAUAAGUGAUACAUUGGAGAACUAAUAACUUUUUGCCAUUCUAGGGCAACCAGAAUUUGUUCCCUGAGACCUUCUAUCACUCUCCCUAGAAGUACGGCUGGCCCUACUGCUUUGGCCCAGUGCUUCUUACCACAUCUAUGGAAAUGUACUUCUCACAGAAUUUCCUCAUUAUGCCCUAGGAUGGUAGACAAUUGAGAUUUUCUAUGUAUGGUAGGCAUUCCUUAUAUGCAAGUGAAAAAUUACCCAUUUCAUGCAUGGAUCUCUGGAUAUAAGGGAGGUUUGCAAAGCUCUGCUUAUGAAAUUCCCUAAUCUCGUUCACUUGUGCAGGUUCAAAACUGCUUAACUAACAUCUGACACUAGUUUGCAUAAAAAAAUAAGGAGACGUUACAUAUUAAUAAUAUGUUGUCAACUCAAAAAUUAUAGAGACAUUGAAGAGUUUUGCGGCAACUUAAAAACCUGACAUAUUUUGAUACUUAGUUUUAUGGACCUCAACCUACUAAAUGACUUGAAGAAAGAUGGAAAAGGGAAGGGGUAAGAGAGAAAUGGAAUGGAAAUGCAAAAGGUACAAGCAAGUGAUGUCUGUUUAAUUGUCUGGCUAUUCAAGGCUAAGAAAGGCACCCUAGAACAGUGGUUCCCAACCUUUGGGCCUCCAGGUGUUUUGGACUUCAGCUUCCACUGUUCCUAACAGCUGGUAAGCUGGUUGGGAUUUCUGAGAGUUGAAGUCCAAAACACCUGGAGGCCCAAAGGUUGGGAACCACUGCCCUAGAAUGUAGCAGGGUUUCUUUCUCAGUGGAGAUAACUCGCAUGCUUAUCUCAGAAUAAAAACAUAUGAGGACAGAUCUGGGCCGUUACGUCUAAAACUCUGUUUGCCCCAGAGUAUGUUGUUGAUUAGUUUCUUACAGCUUUUAAUGAGAACAUCACAAUUUGGCAAUGUUUAUUGGUGUCCCCUGAAAAUACUGUAAUUUUUAACACCUCUCUCACCAAUUGAUUAUGAAAUCACUGAAAAACAGAGAAUAACAGGACAGAAUGCUGGUAUUUUCAAUGCAUACCCUCUUAUUCAGAUAUUUAUAUCUAGAAGAUCAACUCAGAAAAUGUGCUUCAGUUUUUAUUUAUUCAAUCUUUAGUACUUCAUCUGAAUUAUAAUGGUGAAAUGCUUCUAAAUUCUAAGAUUAUUAAGUAUUAAAUGUUUGUGGUUCUUUUCUAGAUCGUCUUUAAUGCCAUUCUGAUAUUGUUCAUCAGGCAAAUGGUGUUGAAGGAUGAAACAAAUAGGUAUAGUAGCUGAUGGCUUAGAAUAUAAGAAAAAAAUGUAAGAAAAUGGUCCUGGAGCAAAACUAAAGAUAUAUCUACUCCAGUGGUCCCCAACCUUUGGGCCUCCAGGUGUUUUGGACUUCAACUCCCAGAAAUCCCAGCCAGAUUAUCAGCUGUUAGGAACUGUUAGGAGGCCCAAAGAUUGGGAACCACUGAUCUAGUCCAACCUUCUAAUUCCACUGUGACCAAGUAGAUGCCUGUGGGUGCAUUCUGUCUGGAGCUUCUAUCAGAGUGGAAGUACAGAAUUUCUAGGAACAAAGGAUUCCCAUUUCAGCUCCAAUGGGAAAAUGUACUCCAGAUGCUAGCCUGAUCUUUCAGUACCAGCUGAACUAUAACCACCUGGGAUGCAAUUACAGCCAGGCUACUGGUAAAGCAAUUCCUCUCAUAGGCCAAAACUCCUUUGUCUCAAGCUUCUCUUUGCUUCCUGUAUGCCUAUUUAGUUUCACACCUAGGCAACUGGAUAAGACACAUGUCUUGAAUACUGUAACAUAGACAAGCACACAACACUAAUGAAGUCUAUUUAGUACUAAUACAUCCUAUUGGUGGAGUUGUAAAAUUCAUUUUGUUAAGUUACAUGAAAUAGUUCAUUCUAUAACUAUAACAAAUGUGCCUAUUUUUUGGAGUGCCAUUCGUUCAGGGUGGCAUUUUUAUUUUUGAAAAGAAAAUACUACUUUUUACGUCUGGUUUUUGGUGUCCUAAAAUAUGGAAUCCCUAUCCCGUCCUUUCUGUUGAAAUUGAUUUCCUCUAUCUCUCUCAGCUGCAAUGUAAUGUAACUCUUACUGAAACUGUUUGUUCCUUGUGCUUUUACGUAGGGCAUUUUCCAAUGAGUAAUGCAAUGGAGGUACUAUUUCCUUCUGGAAAGAGUCACCAUAUGUUUCCAGGUUUCAAAAAAAAAAGGCACUCCUGGUAAAAAUGAAAUCUUCUCCUCAACUAAAGUGGCAGUGGCAAAUUGAAGUAUUAUCUUGACUAUUAACAAUGAGGUCUCUUUCAGACUAGACAGUUAUAGCACUUCAAUACCAUGAUUCCAUCCAGUGGAAUACAAGGAUUUGUAGUUUCAGUGGGCAUCUAGUAAUGUCUGCCAGGGAGUUCCAAUGUCUCACUAAACUCUAAAUCCCGCCCUGAAAUCUUUUGCUAGAGAGAAGGAGAUUGAUUGUGCAGUGUGAAAACUAUACUCACAUUCCCAAUACAUGAGUCGUCUCCUCCCCUUUGGGACUCUGGACACCUAAGACAAAAUCUAUCUCAAGCUUUGUGUCUGCCCACUACCUGAAUAUUCUUUGCCAUGGAUGGAAGAAUUCAACUUUUGUAAAACCUAGUCAAAAUACUCUCUCCAUUGUAGAUACAGUAAACUACUUUGCCUGAGAUAAAUUGGAAUAAGCCCUCCAUAUAUUGCAUAGAGAAACUACCUGAACAGCUAGAUCUCUGUGGCCUUUCCAGAGCAUGAGUCUGAAAGAUUAGAUUUUCUUCCCAGUCAGCUCAGCUCUGUUACAUCCAGCUGUACUGCCUGCACCUUAUUUAUUUUAGGAAUGAAGUGCUAUUUUAUGGUGCACUAUGUUCACUGGAGUUUGAUCCUAACUUGCAGAAUUGUUUGAUGGUUGUGUUUUUGUUUAGGAAACUUAACAUUGGUGCAGAAUUUAUCUCUUGAUACAAUUUUUGUCAGUCAUGGACAGUUAGUAGAUCUAGUUUUCAAUGAGCAUGUUUUAUGUGAUGGCACUGUGUAAAUGAGUGUCUUGUUGAAUAGGGCUCUUUUUUCCACAAGGUACUGGUAUGCAUAUUCAUUUUGCAUGGUUCAAACACCAUUGUCCACUCUGAGCAUGGCAAGUUUUGCAUAGGUCCCAUUCAAACUAUGCCCUCAUGACAAGUCUGUGGAUCAUUCUGGAUUGUUCCAUGUUGAAUUUUCAAUAGAUAUACUCUGUAAAGAUGGUGUCAUUUUACCUUUAUGGGCCAAAUCUUGUGACAUCUGUAUUCUUUGGGAUAAACCAAUGCAAUCAUAGACUUACAGCAAACAUCAUAGUAACAAAUGGUGCCUAAUAUAGCCAGACCCCCCCCCCCACCCCCACCCUUGCCCUCUUCUACACUGCCAAAAGCCAGAUCCAGAAUAUGUACUAGACCGCCAAAGGUGGUUUUGGGUACACAGAGAGCUGUAGAGAUGAAAGAGGACUAUUUCCCUCACCAUAAUUCCACCAAGAGAAGCAAUUUUAUUAGUGGAAUUACAUUUUUAGUUUCUGGACAUGGAGUGACAAGAUAGUGAUGGUCAUAGUAUGUGAUGGGUUUCCUAGACGUGGUCAGAUUCCCAUAUUGUUUGUAUCUAUUUUUAUUUUAGAAAAUCCAAAAGCUGUUGGUUCUCAGGUAGUUUAGAGAUGCUGGUAAAGCAUGGCUUAUAUUAUUUAGUUGAUGCUCUUAAGCUAAGUAGAUGGUCUACAGUAGUGAUGGGGAAACAGCUCUCCAGCUGUUAAGGUCUACAGUUUCCAUCAUCUCCACCCAGCUUGACUACAUAGUAAUGGAAUGUGAGAACUGUACUCCAAAAUGUCUGAAAGCCCAAAAGUUCCUCAUUCCUUAGCUAUAACAUUGCACUGUACUAAGUUGGACUGGAUGGCUCUUGUGGUCUCUCCCAACUUUAUGAUUCUUAGAGUGGAUCACUUCAUUUUGACUUGACUCCUCUGGGAAGAGUUAUGACACAGCUGGUUUGAAUAAUCAUAGUUUCCAUUUUUAAAAAUUGUGUCAGGAGUGAAUUGAGAAUAUACUGCGUCGCUUCUGAUGUGAUAGAAUCAGCCAUCUACAAAGACGUUGCCAGGGGACACCUGGAUGUGUUACCAUCCUGUGGGAAGCUUCUCUAAUGUCCCCCCACAGGAAGCUGCGGCUGACAAGACAGGAGCUUACCCUGUCUCGUGGAUUUGAAUUGCCGACCUUCAGGUCUUCAGGUCAGCAGUUCAGCCGGCACAUUACUCCACUGUAGCGCCAUAAACAAAGCUGAGAAAUGCUAGGAAAUUCCAAGAGCUGUAGUCUUAAAAAAGUAAUUUUUCAAGCUCUUUCCAACUUCAGCAGACCAGUGCUGGUUUAUUUCUAGCAGACAAUCAGGUCAAUAUUGAGAUUUCAUUUUCUGUCUUUAUUUUUUUCACUCAUAAGAAAAUGUUGGCCUUGCCAAGAUUUUCCAUGUGCAAAACUUGAAAUCAAAAUACAACUCAGAGGAAAUGUUUAUCAACAUUUUCCAUCACAAGUCAGAUCAAUGGAUUUUUACAUUAUGAUGGUUAAAAUUUGUUCAUUGUAUCACACAGGAAUAUUCACUUGACCAACAUUUUACCAUAUUUGUCAUACCAGCUCAGUUCGUGUAUUGAUUUUGUUGUUACAAAAUCAAUUCAUUUCCCAGGUUUUUCCCUCUUGUCUCCUGAUUCCUGAUUCCAUUGCAUUGUGGAACCUGCCAGGAAUUUACUCUUAACACUCACAGAUACCUGUAGUAAUUUCACAAACUGUAGGGUUUGCAUUGACAAAGACAGCAGAAUAGAUGGCAUGCUAUUUGGACACAGCCAACUGGCAUUUUAGGAGAGAGAAGACAUACCCCAACCCCCCAGCGAUUUUAUAUCCCUCCCUAGGGCUUGCUUACCACUCAUCAUGAUCAGUCAACAUCAAUGGGUAAUCCUGACAUGUACCUUGCAAACUAGUGUUAAAUGGAAACUGUGCUGUAAUUCCUAUUCAAUAUAUUGUUGGUAACGUCAGCUACUGUGUUGUGAUUCAGUUGGACUGUCAGAAUGUGUGUACUAUUUAAUAGUGUUUGUGGAACAGAAGUGUCUUAAAUGUUGCAUGAAGAUGUUAUAAAAAUAGAUUUGUUUUCUAUUUUUGAGCACCUCUAACCUGAGGGAUCAUGGGCCAAUAAGUGCAAUAUUUAAUGACUUACUCAGUGUAUAUAAACCUGUGUGGAAGCGAGAAGUGCUGUGAAUGUGUGAGAUUCUGCUGCUGCUAGUUGAAGACUGUGUGGCUUAUUUAAACAAUUUCUAGUAGCUGUUAAGUGUCUGAUAGUCAUGUUUAUAUACCAUAUAUAAAUGCUAUGAACAAGUGUCGUGCAAGAAUAUUCUAUUCCUGAUUCUGUUAAAUUAUUUUUCCUAUAUCAGAUAACUAUAAAAAGAAGAGAUGUCCAUAUGUUUCCUUCUUUGCAAGUGCAUGUCAAUUUUACUUCUAGAACAGUGUCUUUAAAAAAAAAACACCAAAAGAUUGUGCUAUAAAUAAAAGCAAUGAAGAAACUUA